CUCCACUCACGGCCUGAAGCCUCCUCCACUAGGGGCUUCCCCCUAACCCGCCAGCCAAAGAGCCCAACAGUGGGGCCAGCGAAGCCCAUCUCCGCAGGGCCUGGCAGGAAGUGGGGCGGGGUUUGGGGCUCAGCCGAGGUGGGAUCUGGUACCCCAGGACUGCUGCAACCCAGACUAACCAACCCACUGGGAGAAGAUGCCUGAGGGUCCCCAAGCCCUGCAAAGCCCGCCUGCCACCAUCUUUCUCCUCCUGAUCUCCACUGCUGGCCUGGGCCCCGGGUGCCAGGCCCUGUGGGUGGAGUGGGGCCCACCCUCUGUGACGGUGAGCGUGGGGGAGGAGGUGCGCCUCCAGUGCACGCACAAUGGCAGCAACACCAACGUUACGUGGUGGCACGUCCUCCAAGGCAACUCCUCGUGGCCCCCUGUGAUGCAUGUCGGGGACCAGGGUGCCGGGGGCGAGCUGAUCAUCAAACAAGUGAACAAGACUCACAGGGGCAUGUAUAGGUGCCAAGUCACUGACGGCAAGAAGAUUCAGCACUCCUGCGGGACGUACCUCCGCGUGCGAGACCCGCUCCCCAGGCCCUUCCUGGACAUGGGGGAGGGCACCAAGAACAACAUCAUCACCGCCGAGGGCAUCAUCCUCCUCAUCUGCGCCGUGGUGCCUGGAACGCUGCUGCUCUUCCGGAAACGAUGGCAGAACAUGAAAUUCGGGGCUGAUAUCCAGGAUGACUACGAAGACGAAAAUCUCUAUGAGGGCCUGAACCUUGAUGACUGCUCCAUGUAUGAGGACAUCUCCCGGGGCCUCCAGGGCACCUACCAGGACGUGGGCAGCCUCCACAUCGGAGAUGCUCAGCUGGAGAAGCCGUGACCCUUCUGGGCUGACCCGCCAUGCACCCAACCCAUGUUUCACCCUACUUCCCCCCGAAGCCACUCUCUUUUCACAAUCUUUCCUGGGAGUGUCCUGACUCAACUUCCCCCUGGGACUGUCCACUCUUCUUCCCUCUAGGUCAUCCUCGUCCUCAUCCCCUCCACACACCCUAACUGAUCCUCCUCCUACUGCCUUUCCCCGGCUUCCCCCACCCACCCACCCAGCGGGUAAUGAGCCCUUAAUCACUGCCUCUAGGGGAGCUGAACAUAGCAGCCUCCUUAGUGUCACCUCCCCUCUGCCUGCUCUGUCAUGGCCACUUAGUGAUAAUAAAUCCUUCCCAACGGCA
Messenger RNA from Bubalus bubalis (water buffalo), 1214 nucleotides. RefSeq names its product CD79a molecule (gene CD79A). Gene Ontology annotation, cellular component: membrane; external side of plasma membrane; B cell receptor complex. Gene Ontology annotation, biological process: B cell differentiation; B cell receptor signaling pathway. The transcript has 5 exons. The record is from RefSeq and is a predicted model, not a curated record. The coding region runs from base 197 to 868 and encodes 223 amino acids. NCBI's taxonomy places the organism in Eukaryota, Metazoa, Chordata, Mammalia, Artiodactyla, Bovidae. Gene Ontology annotation, molecular function: transmembrane signaling receptor activity.